AAUGUAUUGCUAAUCCUAUUACAAGUUAUCCCAAAAACAUUUCAAAAACACAUUUUCCAAACAAUAAUACUGUAAUAACUUUUAGCGCUAUUUUACUUUUUAGUCCACACGUGUUGGUAGUGGUCGGACGUGCAAACCAUUUGACAUACCGACUGGCCAUUGACCUGAUGUGAUAGUUGUCCAUAAUUGUGUCGUUCAGUUGACACUCAUAUAUAAUCGCUGAUCGGUUCCCAUAAUAAUUAAGUUGGUCAAACUAUAUAAGCGGCAGUGACACUAUCAUGAAUACUAUCGAAAAUGGUCACCAAUUGACCACCGAUGAUAAAGUGACCGAUGAUUAUAAUGAUGAAAGACAACAACAACAACACGAUGAAUAUGAAUACUUGAAUCUCAUCAGACAUAUCAUAGAUCGCGGACACCGCAAGAAUGACCGAACAAAGACGGGAACUGUUUCGGUGUUUGGCAGUCAAUGCCGAUAUUCGCUAAGAGAUGGUGUUAUACCACUAUUGACCACCAAAAGAGUCUUCUGGAGAGGUGUUGUCGAAGAACUUCUUUGGUUUAUCAGAGGCAGUACCGAUAGUACAGAGUUGUCCAAAGUUGGCGUUAAGAUAUGGGACGCUAAUGGCAGCCGAAGUUUUCUCGACUCUCUUGGUUUUAAUGAUCGACAAGAAGGCGAUUUGGGACCCGUUUAUGGUUUUCAAUGGAGACAUUUCGGUGCAAACUAUGUCAACAAAGACAGCGAUUACGGCAACCAAGGUAUCGAUCAGCUGAAGAGUGUCAUCGAAACGAUUAAAACAAAUCCCGACGACCGACGAAUGAUUAUCUGUUCGUGGAAUCCGAUCGAUAUCCCAUCAAUGGCUUUACCUCCGUGUCAUUGUUUGGUCCAGUUUUACGUAUCAAAUGGUGAACUUUCGUGUCAACUCUACCAGAGAUCUGGUGAUGUGGGACUGGGAGUGCCAUUCAAUAUUGCCAGCUAUUCCUUAUUGACACAUAUGAUGGCCCACAUAACUGGUCUAAAGUGCGGCGAUUUUAUCCAUACGAUAGGCGACGCGCAUAUCUAUCUGAACCAUUUGGAUCCACUCAAAGAACAAUUAACUCGAACUCCCCGUCCAUUUCCAAAACUACAUAUCAAACGUACUGUCCAUGAGAUCGAUGACUUCAAAAGUGAUGAUUUUGAACUAAUCGGUUACAAUCCGUACGCUAAGAUUGCGAUGGAUAUGUCUGUUUAAAAACAAUAUUUAUAUAUAUAUAUA
This is a messenger RNA of Oppia nitens, 1250 nucleotides long. RefSeq names its product thymidylate synthase-like. Bases 279 to 1226 code for a protein of 315 amino acids. NCBI's taxonomy places the organism in Eukaryota, Metazoa, Arthropoda, Arachnida, Sarcoptiformes, Oppiidae. The record is from RefSeq and is a predicted model, not a curated record. Gene Ontology annotation, cellular component: mitochondrion; cytosol. Gene Ontology annotation, biological process: dTMP biosynthetic process. The transcript has 5 exons. Gene Ontology annotation, molecular function: thymidylate synthase activity.